AUGUCGCACCACCACCGCGCCUCGACCCUGAGGCAGUCCAACAAGCCCUUCAAGUCGCGGCACUCGUCCAAGUCGGCCCUCAAGGAACAGUCAAAGGGCCGCGCAGCCUCGGCGCAGGACGGCGGCGCAUCCAGAGCUUCGUCCCACAAGUCGUCGCCCCUCCUCUCGGCCGCCGGCAACGAGUCCGGCAGCCGCCAGCACAGAAAGAACCUCGCAAAGCAGGCCCAGAACGCAAAGCGCGCCGCACUCGUCCAGUCCAACCGCGUAUUCACCGCAUCAGCACCGGGCGCACCCGCCUCCGCAGCCGCACUCGACGCGGCCGGCGGCCUCGCAAAGGGUUUCGCAGGCGCAGGCGGCGGCGCCCCGCGCAUCUGCGCCGUCGUCGACCUCACCGAGGACGGCGAUGCCUGGGACGCAGUCAGGCGCAUCGAGCACGAGGGUGACGAGGGCGGCGUAAAGCCCGUCGACGGCAGGAGCGUCGCAGACGCACUCCAGGCCCAGCUGCCCUUUUGCGAGCUCGAGGCGCUCCGAUUCCGCCAGACGAUCCAGUUCCUCCCCCUCCCCUACGGCGCACUCUACCCCAUCCUCGACGCCUGCAAGUGCGCGGACUUCGUCCUCUUUAUCCUCUCGGCAUCCACUUCCAUCGAGCCGGGCUCCUGGGGCGAGCUCUGCCUCCGCACGCUGCAGGCACAGGGCCUCCCCACCUCCCUCUUUGCCGUACCCACCCUGCUCCCCGACGGCGCAUCGGGCGUCGGCGGUUCGAAAAAGGCCGGGCCCACGCAAAAGGCGGCCAACGAGGCGCGCAAGAGCCUGCUCAGCUUCGCGCGCUACUUUGCCCCCGACGCGGACAAGGUCCACGCCCUCGAUGACAAGGCCGAGCGCGGCGCCCUCCUGCGCACCCUCGCCACCUCGACGCCCAAGCGCGUCGCCUGGAGAGACUUCCGCGCCUGGACCGUGUCCGAGGGUGCAGAGUGGGUGCCCAGCGGCAACGGCGACGUCGCUGAUGCGGCAGCGGCAGCGACGGCGACGGCGACGACCUCUGCGUCCAAUGGCGGCGGCACCGACAUGAUCGCAGAGCCGCGCGGCACGCUCAAGGUGCAGGGGUGGGUCCGCGGAGCUCCCCUCAGCGCCAACCGGCUCGUCCACAUCCCCGACUUUGGCGACUUCGAGGUCGAGAGGAUCGCCUACGCCCCGCCGCCGAACGCACGCACGCGGAGGACCAAGUCGAGCGCCGUCAACAGCAAGAAGAAGGCCAAGCAGCAACAGCAGCAACAGCAGCAAAACGGCAGCAGCGCGGCGGCGGUGGCGGCGGCAUCGGACGACAUGGCCGAUGCCGACAUGGCCGACGAGACCGACGCCGUGUCGACGGCAGGGACCGAGGCGGCGCUCGUGGCGGGCGACGUGCUCGACGAGCGCGACACCGACUACGCCGACGACCUCGUGAGCGAAAACGAGGCCGACGACAUGGAAAACGAGCAGACCUGGCCGACCGAGGAGGAGAUGGCGGCGGGCGAGGCGUUUGCGCAGCAGGCGGCCAACGGCGAGAUGCCGCCGCCCCCGGCGCUGCCCGGCACCACGCCCAAGGCGAUUCAGAAAAAGGGAGGCGCCAAGGACGCCGCCGACGACCCCAAGUUCCGCGCCGCCUGGAUCAUCGAGAGCGAUGGCGAGUCGGACCUCAGCGGCGACGAUGAUGACGACGACGACGACGACGACGACAUGGUGGACGGCAGCGGCGACGAGGCGGUCAACGAGGCCGUCGACGACUACGAGGCGGCCAAGGCGGCGAUGAUGGCGAAUGCGGCGGGCGGCUCGUCGAGCGCAAUGGCGUCGGACGCCAUGUCCGAGAUGCCGUUCGAGGACCUCGACGACGAAGAGGCCGAGGCCGAGUACCAGGCGUACCAGGAGCAGCGCAAAAAGGAGCGCGACGCGCGCGACGACGCCGAGUUCCCCGACGAGGUCGACACGCCCGGCGACGUGCCGGCGCGGACGCGCUUCGCGCGGUAUCGCGGCCUCAAGUCGUUCCGCACGAGCCCGUGGGACCCGUACGAGGACCUGCCGCGCGACUAUGCGCGCAUCUUCCAGUUUGACGACUUCCACAAGACGCGGAGGCGCGUCGAGGCGAGCGCGCUCCUCGACGGCGUCGAGCCGGGCUUCCGCGUCGAGGUGUGGAUCCGCGACGUGCCGCGCUCGGCCGCCCUGCGCGCCCGGGCCAAGGGGCUCGAGGCCGAGCUGGCGGCCGCGGCGACGGCGACGGCGACAACAAACGGCAAGGCGGGUGUGGUGCCGUUUGUUCUGUUCGGCCUGCUGCGCCACGAGCACAAGAAGUCGGUCAUCAAUUUCACCGUCACGAGAAACACCGAGUACGAGGAGCCGGUCAAGUCCAAGGACAGCCUGGUGCUGUGCCUGGGUCCGCGGCGGCUGCGGGUCAACCCGAUUUUCUCACAGCACACGCGCGGCGGCGGCAAGGGCGUCAACAAUGUGCACAAGUUUGAGCGCUUCCUGCGCCACGGCGUGUCGGCCUCGGUGGGCACCGUGUACGGGCCGAUUACGUUUGGCGGUUCGACGGCGCCGGCCGUGCUGCUGCGGGAGCGCGUCGAGGAUGGCGAGACGGGGUGGGACCAGCGCGGCGUGGGGGCGCGCCAGAUGCCGCAUCUGGUCGGGUUCGGCAACCUGAUCGAUGCCGGACCGACGCGGAUCAACGCCAAGCGCAUUGUGCUGUCGGGCCACCCGUACAAGGUGCACAAGAAGACGGCGACGAUCCGCUUCAUGUUCUUCAACCCGGAGGACGUGCACUACUUUGCGCCCAUUGCCCUUUCGACCAAGCUGGGCAGGACGGGCCAUAUUGUCGAGAGCCUCGGAACCCAUGGAUACUUCAAGGCGCACUUUGACGGCCCCAUUUCGCAGAUGGACACCAUCCUCCUCACCCUCUACAAGCGCGUCUUCCCCAAGUGGGCCCGCCCCUACCGCGACAGCCAGGACGAGAUGCCCGUGCCCGUCGACGAGGUCGAGAGGCUACAGGCCCUCCGCGACACCGACGCCGAUGCGAUGGAGGCCUAG
Messenger RNA from Pseudozyma flocculosa PF-1, 3057 nucleotides. RefSeq lists its product as uncharacterized. Gene Ontology annotation, molecular function: GTPase activity; GTP binding; U3 snoRNA binding. Gene Ontology annotation, biological process: maturation of SSU-rRNA from tricistronic rRNA transcript (SSU-rRNA, 5.8S rRNA, LSU-rRNA); ribosome biogenesis; endonucleolytic cleavage of tricistronic rRNA transcript (SSU-rRNA, 5.8S rRNA, LSU-rRNA). The record is from RefSeq and is a predicted model, not a curated record. NCBI's taxonomy places the organism in Eukaryota, Fungi, Basidiomycota, Ustilaginomycetes, Ustilaginales, Ustilaginaceae. The coding region runs from base 1 to 3057 and encodes 1018 amino acids. Gene Ontology annotation, cellular component: nucleus; preribosome, small subunit precursor. The transcript has a single exon.